Messenger RNA from Elaeis guineensis (African oil palm), 1464 nucleotides. RefSeq names its product eukaryotic translation initiation factor 3 subunit I. Gene Ontology annotation, biological process: cytoplasmic translational initiation. Gene Ontology annotation, cellular component: cytoplasm; eukaryotic translation initiation factor 3 complex, eIF3m. Lineage: Eukaryota; Viridiplantae; Streptophyta; Magnoliopsida; Arecales; Arecaceae. The record is from RefSeq and is a predicted model, not a curated record. Gene Ontology annotation, molecular function: protein binding; translation initiation factor activity; RNA binding.
AAUAUAUAUGUAUCAUCACGGAAAGCCUAGGCCAGAAAACUAGGGUUUCGCUUCUCUGUUGGGUGAAAGAAGAGCGAGCGAGAAGGGCCAGUAGGAAAAUCAGGAGAUGCGGCCGAUAUUGAUGAAGGGGCACGAGCGGCCCCUGACAUUCUUGAAGUACAACCGGGAGGGGGACCUGCUCUUCUCGUGUGCCAAGGACCAUACUCCCACCGUCUGGUUCGCUGACAACGGCGAACGCCUCGGCACCUACCGCGGCCACAACGGCGCUGUCUGGUGCUGCGACGUCUCCCGUGAUUCUGGACUCCUCAUUACGGGCAGUGCAGACCAGAGUGUGAAGCUGUGGAGUGUUCAAACAGGAGCUCAACUCUAUUCUUUUAACUUUGAUUCUCCAGCGAAAGCAGUGGAUUUUUCUAUUGGGGAUAAGCUUGCUAUAAUCACUACUGACCCAUUUAUGGGCCUUCCAUCCACUAUUCAAGUGAAACGAAUUGCCAGAGAUCCUAGUGAACAGACUAGUGAAUCAGUGCUUACAAUCAAGGGGCCUCAAGGAAGAAUCAAUAGGGCUGUUUGGGGACCAUUAAACAAGACUAUAAUAAGUGGUGGUGAAGAUGCAGUAGUCCGAAUAUGGGAUGCUGAGACUGGACAGCUGCUGAAGGAGUCAGACAAAGAAACUGGUCAUCAGAAAACAAUAACUUCACUAUCAAAAUCUGCAGAUGGUUCUCAUUUCCUCACAGGUUCAUUGGAUAAGUCUGCCAAGCUCUGGGACAUAAGGACAUUGACUCUUAUCAAGACAUACGUGACAGAACGCCCCGUCAAUGCUUGUGCGAUAUCCCCCCUUCUUGACCAUGUGGUGAUGGGAGGUGGCCAGGAAGCAUCACACGUCACAACAACUGAUCGUCGUGCUGGAAAGUUUGAGGCUAAAUUUUUUCACAAGAUUCUUCAAGAAGAGAUUGGGGGUGUGAAAGGGCAUUUUGGACCAAUAAAUGCUCUAGCAUUUAAUCCUGAUGGAAGAAGUUUCGCGAGUGGUGGUGAAGAUGGUUAUGUAAGGCUACAUCACUUCGACCCUGACUACUUCAAUAUCAAGAUGUGAUUUGUGGCAUAUGAAAUUGCGAGUCUUGUAAAUGAAUAGAGCAGUCUAAACUUUUGCGCAAUCCUCUAUCACUAAGCCCAGGAAGUGGGAAGAUCUUACACUAAGACAUUUUGUUGGUCGAUAAGCUUCACUUGUGGUGCCUCAGAAGUCAAGACAUCUAACCAUGCGGUUAUGGUUGUAGUACUGGUUUUGCCUAGAGGCAAGCGUGUUGUUUCUGGAGACAUUUUAGGCCGAACUCGUUGCUUUCCCUUUUUUCUUUUUUUAAGAUUCCUGCUUUCUUUCAGGCAGAGAAUACAGUUAUGUGUGUGUGUAACAAAUGGUGCUUUUGAUUUUGAGUUUAUUGUCAAAAUCUCUGGUUGCAGUUUUGUCUCAACUAA